Messenger RNA from Magallana angulata, 1381 nucleotides. RefSeq lists its product as uncharacterized. The record is from RefSeq and is a predicted model, not a curated record. The coding region runs from base 1 to 1332 and encodes 443 amino acids. Lineage: Eukaryota; Metazoa; Mollusca; Bivalvia; Ostreida; Ostreidae. The transcript has 5 exons.
AUGGCAGAUGUAAGAAAUCUUGCUGAGAAGACUCCAGAAGUAAAAACUGCAUGGAUAGAAUCAGUUGAGCCAGUUGCAUCAGUGCUCCGUAACCGUUUCUUGAGAUUGAAGUUAAAAGAUGAUCCAGUAAAGGCCCUAGAUCCAGUUAGUGACCAAGAAAUUGAUAUUUUGAAGCGCCAUCUUAGAGAACUUUUCCCAAAUCUUGAUUUGACAAAAUUACAAAAAGUGCACACAAGUAAAGUUGAGAGUUAUCAGAAGUGGAUUGAAACUCAUUGUAGAAGUAGACAAUACACGUUUCAAAUAAGAAAAUGCAGAGAUGAGAACUGUUGUCUUCCUCCACGCUUGAGAGAUGAGCAAAUGCAGUGGUUACCUGAUCCAGUUCUAAAUGAGACUAAAGAUCAUUACAAAUCCUACAAUGAAGUCAAAGGAACAGAAACAAAUGAAUCAGACAGACCUUCUUUAAAAGCAAAACCGAUCAAAGAAAAGAAACUGAACCUUAGAGCUACUGUGAAUGUAACCACGUCAGAUCCUGUGAAUGAUAUUUUUGAAGAAGAGGAAUUUGAAGAAAAAGAUCAAAUCCUAGAUGAGAUUGAUGCACUUGUGCCUCCUAAACAAUGUCAAACAAUUAAUAUCAUCGUAAUUGGAUAUGUAGGAUCAGGAAAAUCGUCACUUGUAAAUACUUUUAAAACAGUAUUAAGAAACAGUGGUCAACUUUCUACUAUAGCAGCUACAUACACAAUAGAACUCGGCUCUAAGACUACAAAGCUAUUUGAAGUCACACUGAAGCGUUUUCCACAAGGUGAAAAAUUAUGCAUUUUUGAUUGUCGUGGUGUUGUCAGAAAUCCAUUGAACAGUGGUCCGAAUGAAGACGAUUUGAUGAAAGUGAUUGAUGGCCACAUAAAAAAAGGUUACGAGUUUAAGGAUACCACUAUUCGGGAAGAUGACGAUUCAUAUAGAAGAAACCCGACAUUAUCUGAAAAGAUGCAUUGUGUUUUGUUCGUUAUAAAUGCAGACACUCAAAUAGGAGAAUAUGAUGAAUUAAGGCGUGUACAACAUCGUCUGCAAAAUAUGAAUAUACCUAUUCGAGUGAUUUUAACCAGGGCAGACAGGCUGUGUCAAUCCGGCAAUUUGAAUAGCAUCUUUCGGAGUGAAAAUGCAUAUAACAAAGUAGACGAGGUCAAGAGGAUAUUUCGUUUUCAAGACUGCCAGAUUCUUCCAGUUGCUAAUUACGUACGGGGAACCACACAAAACAUGACUCAAGACGUACUGGCACUUUUGGCAUUGAACAAUAUUGUGCAGGAAGCUAUGUCGUACAUUGAAAAUGAAAUGUAAUACAAAUUGUACCUCCUAUAAACAAUAUGAAAGAAAUCUUUCAUAUGGA